AUGAUUUAUCAUAGCUUAGAAUGUCCUUAUCGGAGGGAUAUUGGUGUUUUGACUUGGCAAAAGAAAAUCACAUCCCUUGAGAAAGAUCGUCAAGAUCUGCAAUUGACAAUUGAUUCUCUACAAGAAGAGAAGAAACUAUUGCAAACAAAGCUACGAAAAACAUCUGGAAAUGGAAAGUUCACUGAUGUUAAGAAUAAUCCUUCUAACAGAAAAGAUGUGUCUACUUCUACUGAGGAUUUAAGAUCAAGGAGGAAAGCCCUCAAUCCAGAGAAGAAGUUGAGAUGA
Messenger RNA from Thlaspi arvense, 285 nucleotides. NCBI's taxonomy places the organism in Eukaryota, Viridiplantae, Streptophyta, Magnoliopsida, Brassicales, Brassicaceae. The record is from the annotation of a GenBank genome assembly.